Rattus rattus (black rat) is the source of this 1282-nucleotide messenger RNA. RefSeq names its product centromere protein I-like. Lineage: Eukaryota; Metazoa; Chordata; Mammalia; Rodentia; Muridae. Gene Ontology annotation, cellular component: kinetochore. The coding region runs from base 695 to 1282 and encodes 195 amino acids. The transcript is spliced from 6 exons. The record is from RefSeq and is a predicted model, not a curated record.
CUUUGAAUCUCAGAGGCGGCUUUUGGGCUCCGGAGGCUGUGUAGUAUCAGAGGUUCUCUAGGUAAGUUUCCCAGCGGCUGGUGUUGAGGUGGAGACUCAGAGAUCUUCUGGAAUCCUGUGACUCAAGGGUAAGACUAAUCUUGAAAAGGAUGUCAGGGAUCGGGUUUUCUUCUGUGGCCCCAGGAAUCGGCCUAGUCGGGAGUGGUUUGCCGAUUUCCCUGUUGGGUGGGGAGGGGAGGGGAAUUGUGAAUUGACCCCCAAGAGGUGCUGGAACAGUUCGUCCAGUGGGGUCAUAAACCGUUCCUGGCCCCUCUUCUAUAGGAUGUGAUGGGACCCCUUCUCCCUCAGAUUUGAAUUUACUUGCUCUCUUGCUCUGGUCUCAUCUGUUCUAGGGUGAAGAGAUUAACGUCAUUCCAUCUGCCCCGUAGAUUUUUUUCCCACUCGAAGCUAAAACCUGAGAAGUCAGUUUUGGUUGCUGAUUGGUCAUUCUUGGCUUCCAUCAUUCAUAUGUCUAAUUGUUUUUUGUUGUUGUUUUGUUUCCCCUAUCUAACAGUCUGCCCAAGUACAUAUGCUGCUGAAUGGCGCUUCCAGCCUGCCUCUAAAUGAGUAUCUUUUUUUACACUUUUACACAGCGUAGGCCUACUGUAGGCCAGUUAUCUGUUUUCUUUGCCAACACCUGAACAUUAAUACAGGGAUGGCAACUCCAAGGCUUACUAGAAACUCCCAACAACAAAACAGAAUUUCUCAAGGCAGUAAUAGUCGUCAGACCACUCUCUUAGACUGGAAGGUGAAAGCCAAAGCAGGCAACUCCAAGAGUGUCUUGGAAGAAAGUAGUUCCCUGGAAGAUUCUAACCACGCUGACAAUCAAACUGAAGACGCUCUGCAGACAGCAGUAGAAUACUUCCAGAAAGGCCCUAAGAAAGUUUCACUGAGUAAAGAUUCGGUCUUGGAAAAACACUUGAAAACUGUGGAAAAUGUGGCUUGGAACAAUGGCUUAGCCCCAGAAGCAAUUGAUAUUUUAUUGAAUGUGGCACUCAGUGGCAAGUUCGGGAAUGCUCUAAGCACACGGAUUUUAAAGUGCAUGAUUCCAGAAACUCACGUAUCAGAAGAUUCUGUGGUUAAGGCAGUAUCCUGGCUCUGUGUUGGGAAGUGUUCUGGUAAUACCAAGGUACUUUUUUAUCGUUGGUUGGUUGCGAUGUUUGAUUUUAUUGAUCAUAAGAAGCAAAUUAAUUCGCUGUAUGGCUUCUUUUUUGUUUCAUUGCAAGAUGAUACUCUGGCAUAA